Callorhinchus milii (elephant shark) is the source of this 3560-nucleotide messenger RNA. RefSeq names its product fatty acid 2-hydroxylase (gene fa2h). The transcript is spliced from 7 exons. Gene Ontology annotation, cellular component: endoplasmic reticulum; membrane. Gene Ontology annotation, molecular function: heme binding; iron ion binding; fatty acid 2-hydroxylase activity. The record is from RefSeq and is a predicted model, not a curated record. The coding region runs from base 46 to 1179 and encodes 377 amino acids. Gene Ontology annotation, biological process: lipid biosynthetic process; fatty acid metabolic process. NCBI's taxonomy places the organism in Eukaryota, Metazoa, Chordata, Chondrichthyes, Chimaeriformes, Callorhinchidae.
AGACAGACACAGAGAGAGAGAGAGUAGAGAGAGAGAGAGAGAGAGAUGGAGACGCGCUAUCUGAGUCUGGCCGAGGUGGCCCGACACCGCACAGCCGAGGACUGUUGGGUCGUCCACGACCGAAGGGUCUACGACGUGUCGGGCUUCGUCCAGAGGCACCCGGGCGGCGAGCAGAUGAUUGUCCUGAGGGCGGGGGGGGACGUCGGCCGAGUGAUGGAGGGACCCCCGCACCGGCACAGCCCCAACGCCCACCGCUGGCUCCAGCAGUACUACAUCGGGGACCUGGAGCGAGAGGGAGAGGGAGAGGGGACUCGACCCCCUCAACAAGAGCAGACUCUGCGGCAGAGGGGAGAGAAGUCCGAUGCCGAGCAGACGUCAGACUUUGUGAUGGACGCCAGGUGUAAAAAGGUUGACCCAGAUAAUGACCUGGUGGACUGGAACAAACCAUUGCUGUGGCAGGUUGGGCACUUGAGGGAGAAAUACGAUGAAUGGGUGCAUCAGCCAGUGGACCGCCCCAUUCGCCUUUUCCAUUCAGACCUUAUAGAAGCUUGUACAAAAACAGCCUGGUAUAUGGUUCCAUUGGUCUGGUUCCCUAUUGUACUUGUAUCAAGCUGGUACCUCUAUAGCGAACUGGCAAGAGGCAACACUCGGCUCUUCACUUCCAUCACAACAGACUACUCCAUCCCUGUCCACAAGUAUUGCUACCCAAUUUUUUUCCUAUUUGGAAUGUUUCUGUGGUCCUUGGUUGAAUAUCUGAUCCAUCGUUUCGUUUUCCAUAUGAAUCCACCAGCGAGCAAUUACUACCUCAUCACUCUCCAUUUCAUGCUGCACGGGCAGCACCACAAGUCUCCUUUUGACGGUUCACGCUUGGUCUUUCCACCUGUUCCAGCGUCGCUGGUUGUCGGGCUGUUUCUCGGUGCCUUCCACCUGUUAAUUCCUGGAGUAAUCGGGUUGUCUAUAUUUGUGGGAGGUCUGGGUGGCUAUGUUGUUUACGACAUGGUUCAUUACUAUCUGCAUUACGGAUCUCCAAAGAAGGGCAGUUACCUGUAUGGACUUAAAGCUUACCACGUUAAGCACCACUUUGAACACCAAAAAGCAGGAUUUGGAAUUACCACCAGGCUGUGGGACUACCCAUUUCGUACCUCAAUCCCAGAGGAAACAUUCGAUAAAAGUCACUGAUGUCUACAUUCUGUCUCAAUUUCUACACUUUUAAUCAGCUCAAUCGAGCUGCUUUCUGAUGUCAGAACUGCAGUUCACCAGUACGUACGAAUCCUUCUACAACUCAACAUUGAAUAUUCCAAAUAUCACACACCUACGUUUUCUAACAAAGUGCCUGAUCUUGGGGAGCUAGAUUGCCUCUGAGCAAUAUUUAUUAAUAAAAUUGUUUAAAUAUAUAUAUUUUUGGAUCUUACCAUCCAGGAAUCUGUCACAGUUGUGCAUUGUAGUAAGUAUUAACACUAAACUUUCUUGGGGAUUUUGAGUUUUAAGCAGUUUGUGGUGAAAACUAUUUUUUGAAGAAAUCUUGAGGAAAGGGAAACUAUCUGCAAUCAGUCUGAUUCAGUUUGUCGCACGUUUUGCUUAUGAAAUAUUUUUCUGUAUUGACAGAUGUGAGGAACAAUGAGUCAGACGAUAAUCUUAAAUUACCCGAUUACUUUGUCGUGUGUUAUUCUCCGAUUGCACCUUCAUCUGCAUGAUUCAAUUUUGUUUCAACUCUUUGAGGACCUUCCUUAUUCGACCGUGCCUACGGUAACCUUCCCCCUCCCGCUGGCUCGGCAUCAUGCUCCGCCACUGUUAAGCCCUCCGAGACGCCAUCCAGCAUGAAGGACGCUAUAUAAGUGCAAGUUGUUGUUGUUUGAGAUUGAUUUCCUUCUUGGCUUAUGUCCAUCUUUUUAACCCCUUCCAGGAAGUUGUGUGCUCCUCCGACUAAAUGCUCCAGCAUACUAUUUCCUCCUUGCGGGUUCUUUUCCUGGUUGUAGUAGAACAAACUGCUAGCAAAUUUCCUGUUUCUCCUCUGCUUCCCAGUCACGCUCCCAAUCUCUGCAACCCAGCAAAGCUGCCAAUUGCGUUUCAUUCCUUUUGCCUUUGAUAUUGAGCUAAAUAGUGUUAGCUUUUUAGAAGAAGAAUUAUUUUACACUUGCCAAUAUUCCAUAGCAACAUAGUCAACCUAUAGUGGGUAUUUCAAUACUAUCCAUUCUGCUUAAUCUGAGACAGCUCAUUUUUAUACCUGGACGUAUUGUGUAGAUAUCGCAAUAGCACUUUUUUUGUUCAAAAGUUGGAUUUUCUUGGGAUUUCUUGAUAGAGUGGUAAGGAUUCUGCUUUUCACUUCUAUUUAACUCUGCUUAACAGGUCAGAUCUGCUGUUCAUCUUUCUGAAGUUUACCCUGAAAGCUUAAGAAAACAAAGGGCAUAUGAGAGUAUAAAAGUUGUGGGUUAAAUAGUUCUGGUUUCAUUCCACCAUAAAUGGGGAAAACAUUGGCUUUCUGUGGGCUUACUUUGGCAUGCAUAAAGAUUCUUGAAGUACAAUUGUAAAUAAAGUCCUGUAUAUUUUUGAAAAUAGAUUAUGCAUAGACUUACCAGAGCCCUCUUAACUAAUGUGAUCGGUUCCUUUUGUUGCGUCUUCGUAAUGGUCCGGCAGAUCUUUGGCCAGAUACCUGAAUGAAAGGGUUAGUAUGUGAAGUGACUGUUUUAGGUUUAGCAAGUAUGUGCUAAAAGCCAGUGAGUGGCCACAGUUUGAAUGUGCAGUAGGUUUUCAGUGCAAUUGGAUUUAUGUACAAGACUGGAGCUCUGAUUUUUAAAAUAUUUUUAGACUGCUCAAGAACUGCACAUUUUCAUUUGUUGCAGGAUUUUAGCUUAGAAGUAAAAGUGAGUUGAUAGAAACCAUUGCUGCGUUCUAUUUACAAAACCCUCAUUUGGUAUGUUCAGAAGGAAAAGCGAGCCCUGAUUCUGGCUGUUAACAAAGUUGUCUUCGUGAGGUGGGCAUUGAUUAUGGACCAAGUACUUCUCACUGGUUGAAGAGACUUUGAACUAGAAUUUGGUAAGUGAGGCACUGACAUGACUGUGGUGAAGAUAAAUGGGUAAUGUGUUUAUUACGUGUUAUCUGAAACAAAAAAAGUUAAAAUUGCGAGCUUGGCAUUUGUACGAUUGCUCCAUUUCUGUUCCUCGGCUGCUACACAACCCGUUUUCCUUCUUAGUUGUUCCUCACAUGUGAAUGUUUAAAAGCAAAACCUGAAAGGUGCCUUAAGGUGACUUAAAGCUUGUAGGCAUUGUCUAAUGUGUUGUGGAUAUGUGAACUAGUUUGAUUUUUUUUUCAACGAACAUGUGAACUCAGUAAACUGAGGGAUGCUAUAAAACUAUCUGACUUGAGCGCUAGUGUUUCGGAUAUCAUGAAGCUCCAUUGCAUAUUAUUUGGAGCGGAACAUAUCCUCGAGGUACACAAUAGCUCCUGUAAUUCCCAAUGUAGACUGUCAUGUAAUUUGUUGUAUUUGCAGUGUUGUAUCAAAUUCCUUUUUAUGAUCGAUUCACAAAGUGUUAAUAAAUUUCUAGUUUGUAAAAUGAACUAAA